GUUGAAGCUAAGUUAGCGCUGGAGCUGUGCGUCCUACAGCUGUGCACGAAAUCUCUGAAAUUAAUUUAAUUAAUUAUUCUGUCAUGUUCCGGUGUUGAAUCUUUGCCCAUGAUCAUGGGCACCGUGUGGAGGACGUCUGCUUUGUGUUUUUGGUCUGUAGUGUUCACGUAGCUCCUGUGCGCCGGUUUCCGCUCUUUGCGCCUCUCUCUCGGCGGCCACAGCCCGCAGCGAUGGUCGCGGAGGCGGGGGACGAGUGGUCUCUGUUGUUGUGGACAUCUCUGGCCGUGGUGGUGCCUGUCUUUAUCACGUUAUGGUGCAGCGUACAGCGCUCAAAGCGGAAGACGCACAUGAAGGAAUUCUUCCGUAAAAGCAAACACGGCUGGCACUACACGGAUCUGUUCAACAAGCCCACCUACUGCUGCGUGUGCUCCCAGCACAUCCUCCAGGGCGCCUUUUGCGACUGCUGUGGGGUGUGCGCGGACGACGAGUGCCUGCGCCCCGCGGACCGCAGCCUGCCCUGUAAGGACAUCAUGGCCCCCGCACAAGCCGACGGGGGCAUGGAGCACCGCUGGGUCCGGGGCAACGUGCCUCUCGCCAGUUACUGCGUCGUGUGUAAACAACAGUGUGGCUCCCAGCCCAAACUGUGCGACUUCAGGUGUGUGUGGUGCCAGAGGACAGUUCAUGGCGACUGUUUUGGUGAUGUACCAGACCAGUGUGACUUUGGGGAGUUUCGCAGCCUCAUCAUCCCUCCUCACUACCUCUAUCAUGUCAACAAACUCAGGCGCAGGCAUCCGGAUGAGUACAGCAAGCUGGCAGAGUCCUGUGGGAGCAGCUGGACUCCUGUGUUGGUUUUGGCAAACACACGUAGUGGUAACAAUAUGGGUGAGGUGCUGCUCGGGGAGUUUCGGAGCCUCCUCAAUCCAGUGCAGGUUUUUGACUUGUCUCAGCUGAACCCCUCCAAAGCACUGCAGCUCUGCACUCUGCUCCCCCCGGGCAGUGUACAUGUUCUGGUGUGUGGAGGAGACGGCACUGUGGGCUGGGUUUUGGACGCCAUAGACACAAUGAAACUGAAGGGCCAGGACCAAUUUAUCCCCCGAGUGACCAUCCUGCCCCUGGGGACUGGUAAUGACCUGUCCAACACUUUGGGCUGGGGCGCGGGCUACGCUGGAGAGAUCCCUGUGGAGCAGGUGCUGCGGAAUGUAGUGGACGCUGAAGUGGUCAAAAUGGACAGAUGGAAAGUGCAGGUAGCAUCAAAAGGUGCAUAUUUUCGCAAACCAAAGGUUCUGUCCAUGAAUAAUUAUUUCUCUGUUGGACCGGAUGCGCUCAUGGCCCUUAAUUUCCACACUCAUCGAGAGAAAACUCCUUCAUUUUUCUCCAGUCGCAUCAUCAAUAAGGCUGUGUAUUUCCUGUAUGGCACCAAAGAUUGCUUAGUCCAGGAAUGCAAAGAUCUGGAUAAGAGGAUUGAGCUCGAGUUGGAUGGAGAAAGAAUUGCUCUGCCCAGUCUAGAGGGGAUUAUUGUGUGUAACAUCGGGUACUGGGGCGGAGGUUGCAGACUGUGGGAAGGGAUGGGAGACGAGCCUUAUCCACCUACCAGACUGGACGAUGGUCUGCUGGAGGUGGUGGGGGUGUAUGGGUCUUUCCACUGCGCUCAGAUCCAAGUGAAACUGGCCAACCCUGUGAGACUGGGACAAGCCCACACUGUCCGGCUCGUCCUGAAGAGCUCCAAGAUGCCCAUGCAGGUGGAUGGCGAGCCGUGGGCCCAGGGUCCUUGCACCAUCACCAUCACCCAUAAGACGCAGGCUCUGAUGUUGUACCACAGCUCGGAGCAGACGGACGACGACGACAGCAGUGACUCAGAGACGGAGAGCAACACGCCGCACGACUCCCCCAGGCCACCAGGGUCCGCCUCCGCCCGAGCAUGACCCCAAAAACUACCUGCAAUCUGUGUUCGUCCAUCCUCUCUUUUCAACUACUGCUUUUUGAUUGAAUUUAAAGGUGCACUAUGUAACUUUUCUGGUGAAUGGUAUAGGACCUCCUUUUUUUGCAUGGAGAUGUUGUUACUUUGCCUCUAAUGUUCCGUUAAUAAUCUGUCUUGCAUUUAUUCAAUUACAUGUGUUUUACAGCUCUAAAACAUUGAAAAACAUGUAUUCUUUCUGUGAGCUGGGUCAUCUCUCUGCUUGUCACCAUGGAGAUAGAUACGUUUAAUAUCAAACUGUGGAACAUGCCAGGCUCAGUAACAACAACAUGGAGAUGAGCAGAUGGCAGAACCUCUAGAAAAAUUGCACAGUGCACCUUUAUUUAACUUUUAUUCACCCAGGUAAGUUAUUAAGAACAUGUUUCUCUUUACAACAAUAGAGAGACAGUGGACCUCAGUGUUUCUUUCUUGGUCUUUAUAAAGUUUCAAACAGCGUUGCCUUUGUGCACAGUGGCCAUAAGGUUACACAAUCACUACACAAUAACCGCGUAAGGAAGAUUGAGUGGUUUCAAAUUGUGUUUACGGUGGCAAUUACCACUAUAAUGUUCAUAACGAAUUGCUUGACGUUCCAAAAAUUCUUAAACGUGCAUCAACAAUGGAAAUUAUAUAUGUUUUUAUUUAUGUUCAAUUUGGCCCCAAAAAACAAACAAAACACAAAUCAAAGUGCGUUGUUUUACUUCACUAUUGAAAGAACCAUAUAUACCUUCAUUUGUGUCUUGUUUUGUUUGCUGUGACCUCUUGUGCCAUAGUCUUUAUAUAGGUCUCUAUAUAAUCUAUAAAAGAUACAUUUUUACUUGUGAAUAUUGAGUCAACAAAGCCAUGGCCACAAGGAAAGAUUUUAUUAAUUCCUUACUGAGCACAAACAAAGCAAAACAUUUGUGAGGUUUCAUAUAGAUGCUGUUACAACUACUUAUGACCUCGUUCUAAGUGAAAUCUUGAACCUCAGCACUGUACUUUACCUGACCAUUGCAUAUUUAUGUUUUAUGUCAUACGACUGACUUCUUAUGUUGUGUAACUACUGCUAAAAACUGCUGUUUAUGCAGAUUUGACUUUUGUUUUCCUUUUCAUUUGCCUUGAUAUCAAGUUGUGUGUUGCACCUUUUGGCACUUAUGCUAUUAGUUAUACUCUUAUAUUUUUAUUUUAUUGCCAUAUUACAUGUUCUCUGUGUUCAAAAGCAGUUCCAAAUCUCUACUACUAGAUGGUAGUAUAUAAGCAUUGUUUGUCCACUGGUAAAACGGCUCUAGUUUGAUCUUCUUUCUAGAGUGGUUGCAAUGUGACUUUCUGUGUGAGAAAGUGUGUUGAUUAUAGCCAUAUCUGAAUAGACUUUUGAAUGUUAGUUGACCUGGGAAGUUUAAACGUUUUACUUAAUGCUGAAUAUGGCCCUUAUGCUUUAGUACUGAGAUCUUAAAAUUACAAGCAGCAAUCCCAUACUGCACUUAACCUGUUUGUGAAUGCAUUUAUUCUUUGUAGAUUCUGUCUUGCACUGAACUCAGUCUGAAGUUACUUAUAUUAUUUAAUUUUUCUUUUGUUGCCUGGUUACCUGCAUAGCCCUGACUAUAUGUUUCCCUCUUAAAUGUACCAUAUUGUUUGUUCUCUGUUGAGUUUGCUGAUGGAACAGAAGUGUGAAUGCUUAUUUAAAUCAGGCUUGUUUAGUCAUUAUCCAUUAUUAUACUACAACACGGGACCUUCAGGGGGCACUUUGGUUUAUGUAUUUUGGAUGUUGAUAAAUGCCAUAUGGAGAUAUACAUACAUGCAUACCUUGAUAUACAAUGUUUAAGGACAUUCUUACAACUUCACUGGUCCUUACAUGUCUGACUAUUGUUUUCCUGAUAAAAGUAGCUAAUCUCCUGUUCAUGAAGAUGACAUAAUCCCUGAAAUUCUUUAAUUAUAUUUGACACAACGUAAGUAUACAGGGUGCUCUACGAGUCUGUCACAUUUCACACAAUUGACUAUAAGCUAUGAAUACAAACAUCUUUGAUCGAUGACUAUAGUUAUCCCUCCAUACGUUUGUAUUUACAGACAUAACAAUAACUAACAAUAACUUAUAGAGACUGCAUUUCUGUCUGAUUUACAUUUUGUAGGUGACAGGUGUCAAGCAGGUGUUGAACAGUAUUUUUGUACAUUUUAGAUUUCACAGAUGUGUGAUGCUGUGUCCAAAUGAUGGGUUUUGAUCAAUCUGCUGCUUCAGUUCACUGUGUUGUUGUGAAUAAGAAAAAGUAUUAUUCAAAUGAUGUAUUUGGUAUAUUUUUCAUUGAUCUGUAUUGUGUAAGCCCUAAGUAAGUUUUUGCCAAAAUAAUUUAAAAGUGUGAUUAAUUUAGAGGUUAAUUGCUUACAAUCAUUGCGUGUUUACAAGAAGAGUGCACUGACGUGUCAAAGUGGACUGAGCUGAAUGUAAUGAAACAAUCUUUGAAUCUGACAUUCCCAUAAAUAUUUUCCUAAAUAAA
Molecule: messenger RNA, 4419 nt
Organism: Periophthalmus magnuspinnatus
Lineage: Eukaryota; Metazoa; Chordata; Actinopteri; Gobiiformes; Gobiidae
Gene: dgke
Product: diacylglycerol kinase, epsilon
Exons: 11
Coding region: 231-1922 (563 amino acids)
Molecular function (GO): ATP-dependent diacylglycerol kinase activity
Source: RefSeq, a predicted model, not a curated record